UUGUUGAUAAGAGAUUUCCUAAAAUACCGUCACGACUACAGCUACUUAGUGACAUCAUUGUACAUAAUGAUACACAAGUCGUCGCUAUGUGUGUGUGUGUUCAUAGUUCGUACAUUUCUCUCAAAUUGAAGAUAAAAAUGCAACAAUAAUCACGUGACCAUCCAUCAAGAUGGCGGACGAGGGUGUACUUCCGCUCUUAUGAUGUAGAUUGUGAAAAGAAGAUUAACGUUCAUCAAAUGCUGAGGUGUCUUUGGAAUAUUUCGUGGAGCGCACCUGCUGUGUAGUUCCCGACGUGAAUCUACAGACAUGGGAUCGCGUGUCAAAGAGAACCCGGUGAAGUUGUUCGAAGUGUUUGUGGAGGUGGCCAAGCCUGAAGCUGGGCAGGAUGCUUUCAUCCUGCAGCAGUAUCCUCCAGAGUAUGAUGAUGCGGAAGUACUUAAGACUAUACCAAGGUUUGUCUACCCUUGUGAGAUGGACUGCUCCAACGUAGAUCACUUCACCUUUGUGUUGACCGACCAGGACAGUCAGUACAGGUUCGGCUUCUGUCGACAUGCAACCGGCGCACAAACCUGCCUCUGUGUCAUCAGCUUCCUGCCAUGGUUUGAGGUGUUUUACAAGCUGCUGAAUAUGGUAGCGGAGCUGCUGAACCGCACGGACGACAACAGCCUGACGCCCCUGCUGGAGAACACCUUCAAUCAUGAGAUCCCCAUGCCGGGGGUGCCUGUCACCAUCCUUGCCCAACAGGAGAUGUUCAGCUUCACAAGUCCUGAUCUCUCCCAACUACCCAAUAUUCCUUCUAGUCGUAAUUUAACAGAAUACUACAAUGCAAUAGAUACAAACAAUAUGAUGGUCAUUUUUGCCAGUAUGCUCAAUGAAAGGCGGUUGCUGUUUACUUCGAAGAAACUGAGUCGGUUGACGGCGUGCAUCCACGGGGCCGAGUCUCUUCUUUAUCCUAUGCAUUGGCAGUACCUGUUUAUACCUGUAUUACCUGCCCACCUAAUAGAUUAUGCCUCAGCACCCAUGCCGUAUGUGAUAGGAGUCCACACAACACUAAUGGGCAAAUUGCGGCCAUCUGAACUUGGUGAUGCUGUGAUCGUUGAUGCAGACAAGAACACAGUUCAGACAGAACAUAGCGACCUCGAGGACCUGCCAGAGGAAGUGUUGGCCUACCUCAAGAAACAUCUGAAGGGGGAACGUGUGAAGAGUUCCAUGCUGGAAUCGGGGGACGCCAUUUCUCGUGCAUUCCUCAAUGCUCUCGUCAGACUCAUAGGUGGAUAUCGUGAUGCGCUCAAGUUCCACACGGGAGAGCCAAUCACAUUUGAGCCUGACGCUUUCGUGACAUCACGUGCAACUCCCUCCAUGCAAGCGUUCCUGCAGAAGAUGCUCCAGCUGCAGAUCUUCCAGCAGUUCAUCAAUGGCCGCCUUGAAAUCCUGAACUGUGGUGAAGGCUUCAAUGACCUGUUUGAGAAGGAGGCUGUGCUCCACGCUGACAAACUCAAUACUCAGUCCAAGUACAAGGAGUGGGCCGGCAACAUGAAGCGACAAGGGAAGAAGUUCCAGAAGAGUGGGAAGGAGGUUCUGUCUGACGUGAGAGAGAGGGCACCGAUUAUGAUGAAUUCUGCUGUUCAGUCUAUGAAGCACCAGGGUAAGAAGGCUGUUUCCGGUAUCAAGGCAAGAUUAAACGAGAUUAACGAGAGCACAAAGAACUCGAAAGGUCUCCGGAUGGGAUCUCAGCGCACACCUGACCGACAGAGACCAGCCACUAUCAUUGGACCGACCAUAAAGGGCUCGCGGCCUCCAAGACCUCCGCCAGUGUCAGCUGCCAAUCUCAGAGCAAAAACAUUAGAGAGGCCAACGACGAUGUACAAAGUGCUGGACGUCCCUGAAGAUGAGUCUACGACAGACGAUGACCCGAUGUCAACAUACCAGCGUGUAAGCUGCAGCCUCCUGUCCGACCCAGAAAUACAGCAGGCAUACCAACGAUCUCCCACCUCCGAACUCUGUGGAGAGCAAGCCAGUGAUGACUCCUCAGUGGAAACUCCCUCAAGUGGCUCGCAGACACCUGCAGAGAUGGAGGAUUCUGGGAUACCAUACAUUGGGCUGAACUCAAGCCCUGCGCCACAAGUCACAAAUGAUACUCAGGCAGAGUUGUCUCCCUUACCAAGGUCCUCUCCUGUGAUACGAAGGGCAAACGGAGCCCCUAGUAUGGUUAUUCAAGGACCUCCCCCGACUGCUGCCCCUAGGUCAAGGUCGUUAAAAAUCGUAGGUCCACGUCCUCCACCACGACCAUCAAAGACUAAACCAAAUGAGGAACAAUUGAUAAGAUUUGAGUCGAUAGAGUCCGAGCCUGAAACUGUGUUUGAUCCAUUUGCAGUUAGUAAUACACAGUCACCUGCCAGUCAAGCAAACCUAGCUGAUGAUUCCUUCGAAUGUUCUCCAGGGUUUGAUAGAGGGAGGCCUAACCGAAGUUCGCUCAUAAACCGGUCACCUGCAUUCCGAAAAACAGGACACGAAACGCCUGUACGAAACUCCUACAAACCGGACAAUUCACCCGAAAAUUCAGAAGUCGAAGACCCAAAGCUGCUAUUCGAUCCUCUGGCUGGAUUCGACAAAUCAAUUAACCCAGCUCUUUCCAGUCUGUCAAACCCCACUAGCCCGAAAUCCCCGUCAUUAUUACAAGAAUGGUCAUUCAGCCAGCUGACCAGCUCCCCAGUGGUCAGUCCGCCCCCAAGACCACAACAAGGCACCAUGUCAAACCCUGCGUACAACAUGACAAUGCCACAAUCCAUGAGGAACCAAAAGCCACUGAUGGCGCCAAAACCAGGGCAACCGCAGUUUUGUUCAAGUCCUCUUUACAAAGACCCCAGGGUGUCGAAUCCGUUGUAUGUUGGUAUGACAUCGAACAGUACCUCUCGGGCAGUGAGUCCGACUCCACCUGCUCCUGUUCCCCCAAAUGACCCUUUUAAAGACAUCGGUGAACUGAACGAACUAGUUCGGUUGAGUAUUGGUCCUCAGAUUACCAAACCAACGAAUAUCCCGCAAGGGGAAACCAGAAAGAGUCGUACAUGGGAGACAUUCGAUUGACGUGCAUACAGAGCUAUAUAUUGACUGUGAUAUAUUUCAGUUGUUAUUUUAUGUGUGUACAUCGUUACAUUUGUACGACGUUAUGUGUGUACGCCAAUGACCGUAUACACCAUUAUGUGUGUAUGGCGUUUGUGCAGGAUCACGUUGCUGCCUGAUUGGUCUCGGAUUCAUGUGGUACUCCAUUGUUGAUAAUCAUUGUUACUUCUUGUGUUCGUGUUACCAUGGUUACCUAUGUGUCAGUCUGUUAUAGAAACUAUACAGGUUAUGUCUGUACAGGUUAUGUCGUUUCUGUAAACUGUGCAUUGAAUCAACUCAUGUGAGGCUGACUUGUAAAUACAAUAGGCUGUCAAACAAUAGAAAUUAAGAUUCUAUCACAAAGGAGAUGUUAAGGUGUUGUCAUUCUUGUAAAAUAAGAUGAAUAUAUAAACAACAUUAAAUUCGAAUGAAACUAGAGUUAUCUCCUCCUGUUGGCCUACUAGAAAUAAAUUCAUUAAAAAAAUACAUGCCUUUUGAUUUUCACCCUCUGAAAUAUAGGUUCUAAAAGUUGUAGUUUUGUUCCAAAUUUGUAAAAUUAUCAAUUGAUAAGAACUGUAAGCCAAAUAAUGAAGAAUAAAUUUCCCUAGUAAUGAAGAAUGUGUUUUAGGUGCUUUGGACAACAAAGAUAAGCAUUUCAGCUUCGAGGAAGUAAACAGUGAGCACUGUGUGUUAUUGUAGAUUGCACUGAAACUUGCCUCUUCGAGUGGUUAAACGCUGGUUGUCUGGUCGUCUGCUAUGAUCGUCAUGAAGUAUUGUGUAAUUUUGAUGUACCAGGCUGUAAAAUAACACACAAAGAUCUCAUUUGACAUUUGACGGGGGUCCGUGAUAUCAAGACGUUUGAUGUUUGAAUGAGGUGUAUUUGAAUGAAUUAAGUUUCUGUUUCCUAGAUGAGUAGUUUAGUGUCUCAUGUUUUAGACAUUAUUUGUGUCUGUACAACAAUGUUGGUAUCAUUACGAUAAUGAGGGUUCUUCAGUUGGUUUUGUUUUCGACUAUUAUCUAGACAUGAAUCUGCUCAAUUAAGUUCAAGGAAACCUCGCUGAUUUACAUGUGACUAGACUAUCGCUUACCGUAGUCUCAAAAUAUACAUAAUUUUGAUUGAAACAAACAGCUCCAUUUAGACUGAAAAGGAGCCCCAGUGAGAUGGGUGAUUCGGGAACUGUUGAAAAUCUAGACUUGCCCCAUUUGUAAUAUUUAGGGCUAUAGCAUUACAAUAAGGGCAGGGUGGAAGGGGAAAUAUUCUACUCAAAACAAGUUUAGGAACACCCGUUUUGACAGAUUAACAUCUAGUAUAGUAAUAUGGAAAAAAAUGGGUCCCCCUUUCUUCUUUUGAGUAGUAUAAAAUGGUUCAGGGACUGUUAGACAGACUAACAUCCAGAGUAUGAUUACGGUUGUGAAGGGCUGUAAUCUUCAACUGCCUUCAUUUAACAUCUGGGGCGGUCCGGUAGCCUAGUGGUUUAUGUGUUCGCUCGUCACGCUGAAGACCCAGGUUUGAUUUCUGACAUAGGUACAAUGUGUGAAGCCCAUUUCUGGUCCCCCUGCUGGGAUAUUGCUGGAAUAUUUCUAAAAGCGGCAUAAAACCAUACUCACUCACUCACUCACUCAUUUACCAUCUGUUUGUGUCUCAGUUGCAUUUUUCGAGUGACUUUUUCCAAGAUACCUCCUUGCAUUAACCCUUGUGAACUAGUUUUGCACUGAACACAUCAACUAGGUAAAUCAGUUUCUUCUGAGAUGAUGACUAGAAUUUAUUUUGUUCUGCACAGUUAGUAUUAUGAUUGUAGACCAUGGGGAUCAGUUUUAAGAUUAGUGUUUACAGUCUUAUCUUUUGGGGAAAUAUUUGUUAAUCCCUGGUAUCAAAAGGCGUCUGUAAGUAUGAAAACAUCACUGCUGUAAAGGGGCACCCAUAGGUCAGACAAGUAACACUGACAGACCAUGGUGCUCUUAAGGAUUCCGUGCGAACCGAGGUGCCGUUGUGCAACGUAACCUUAGCGCAACGACUGUCGUAAGUCUGUUAAGGUAUGGGAGUUACAAUCACCUUAACGCUAAGAUUGCUUAAGGAUUCCGUGCGAACCGAGGUGCCUUUGUGCAACGUACGUAACCUUAGCGCUACGACUGUCGUAAGUCUAUGUGAAGGUAUGGGAGUUACGACCACCUUAGUGCUAAGAUAGCUUUGGACAACGGCACCCAAGUUGUUACGUUACACUGUACCUUGCUGGACAAUGUGUGACAUUUACCUUUAUCAUAUAAUGGAAAGAGGUAUCACAUUCCCAUAAAUAUGCAAAUGAGAUCAGUAAACAGGAACUACUUUCAGUAGGCUCUGUACAUCAGUGGGAUGUUUACUUGUCAAAACCUGUGCAUCUCAUUCCCAAAUAUUAAGAUAUGCUUUCCUGAUGUGUCAGUGUCUAUGUCAACAAACAUGGCUGCAUGUCAUUUGGCACUACAUCAGAAAUAAGGCGAUUUACUCAGGCAUUGUAUUCCUACACUAUUUCAGAAAUUACCCAAUGUGAAUGAAAACAAGAAAAAUACUUUUUGUCAAAGGUUGUUUGUUUGUUUGUUUGUUGUUUAACGCAGCACUAAGCAAUAUUCCAGCUAUAUGAAUGCAGGUUGGAGUGGUCUGGACUUGAUAACGUACAGGCCUCUGUGAUUUUGCUGGAAUAUUGCUGAAGGAUUCAUAAGACAACAAUUCUUCACUAGGAAUGAAGUGAAAUAUAGGCUGUGACAAAUGCUAGAGAUCCAGAUAUGCUGUGUAUGUGCGUACAAUAUGUAAAACACAUUACCAUAACAUAAUUAAUUUUGGUGCCUGUGUACAAAUACAAAUACACACGAAAAAUUAAAAACCCAGUAGUAUAACACAACACUGCAUAAUUACCCCAUGUAGUCUUUUCAGAUAGACUAACAUCUAGUCUUUGAAAUCAACCUAUUUUACAGAUAGAAACAGUUGUUAAAUCAUAGUUGUGAAAUGUAAUAAAAAGGAGCCCAGAGACUUCCUUCAUUUUCAGACAAAAAUAUAGUCUCUGAAAUGAACAAAUUUUAUGGAUAAAAAUAGUUGCUAAGUAAUAGUUAUGAAAUAUAAUAAAAAGGAGCCCAGAGACUCCCUUCAUUUUCAGACAAAAAGAUAGUCUCUGAAAUGAACAAAUUUUAUGGAUAAAAAUAGUUGCUAAGUAAUAGUUAUGAAAUAUAAUAAAAAGGAGCCCAGAGACUCCCUUCAUUUUCAGACAAAAAUCUUGUCUACUGAUUUCCUGAUACUGCAGUUUUCUAGACUUGCUAAAUAUUAUAGACUUGCAUGGGCUGUAUUGGAUAUAUUUGUUUCAGGGUCUGUAUGACAGACUAUCUUUUCAGCUUGCAUAGCUAUACAUCUUUACAGAUAUUUACUGACUGAUAUUGUAACUUAGACAUGUAUUGCUGUUGUGCUCAUGUGACGCACUUGGGGAAGCUAAUGAACAGGUGAAAUAGAAGCCAUUGAGGCAGAGCUACUGUAAAGAAAGGUCCUCUCAUUGGUGUAACAAUACCCACUAUACUGGAUCCAAGUGAGCAGAAACACAUGGAGUACCCAAAGAAUAUUAUCUAUACCCCAUGUGUUUACAUGUGAGUAAUAGGCGACUUACGAGAUCAGGUCGUCAGGCUCACUGUCUUGGUUGAAGCAUGUCACCGUGUCCCAAUUGCGUGGAUCAUUGCUCAUGAUGUCAAUCACUGGAUUGUCUGGUCCAGAAUCAAUUAUUUACAGACAACUGCCUUAUAGCUGGAAUAUUGUUGAGUGUGGCAUUAAACAACAAAUUUACAAAACAAACAAACAAACAAACGUGUGUGAAUACUCAGUAGCUUAUAAAACUGUCUGGAGCCUUGAAAUAGCAAGUUUGACAUGGUAUGAGUAUUAUUGUUCAUGUGAAUAGCAAGUUUGGGAGGGAAGAGACUGAACACCUCAAUAAUUAGAUAAAAUUUAAUAAAGGUCAUAGACAAUACGCAGGAAAUACUAUAAGUUGUCAACUCUCUAGGGUUAUAUGGUGUGAUGUACCCUGUGUUUGAGUCUGUGUACCCCAAGGCUCGGGGUACAUAGGCUCACACACAGGAUACAUUACACCAAUGCCCCAAAUGAAUUGACAACGAAUUUAUCUCACCGACAUUCAUUCAUACAGACCCAGAAAUAAAAUAUCUGAAGUUUCACUGAGUAAAAUGCUUUGAUUCAACCAUUUUGACAGCUAGCAGAUGAUGCAUACAGAAUUAAUUCCCUUUACCCAAUGCAUUCGAAUAAGCAUCGGUCCAUUUCAGCUCAACGCGAGAUUACCUAAUGUGUGUUCCGAUUAAUAUAUCAGCGGGAUGCAUGGAAAAUAAUUGCCCUCUCCUUAACCAAUUAGAAGCUAGUAUUUUAAUGUAAGGUGAGAUAAAAUAUGUUAUAGAAUGUUAUGAAUUAUUUUGCUAUGAAGGAGAUGAAGGUGCAGAAUGCAUCAUAUUUUUGUAUGAAGUUGCAGUUACUGUGUGAAGAGAGCACUUGUUAUCAUGUUACUGCUCUGAGUGUUAUAGUCAAUUGUAGGAUGGUUUAAACUUGUUUGUGUUACAUUGAAGGGAAAGGUCAACAACCACUUACCUUGAUCUGUAGGGAAAUUAAUGGGACUGAAAUAUGUUAUGGUGUAAUGAUUCAUUAAAUAUAUAUCAAAAUCGUACAGGCACAGUGAUAUUAGCUCAAUGCUCUUUCAGUGAGAGAGAUCGUUAUUUCAACUUUUGUGAUCACCUGAAUUUUUCUUCAUCAUCAUCAUGUGUAUGGCAGGUACAUUUGUCUUUUGAUUCUAUAUUAUGAGAUGAGGGCCUUGUCCCACAAAGCAGUCUAAGCAGUACAACUAUCAUAAGCCAGUGGGGGGUACGGGUGACCCAGUCGUUUAAGGCGCCACAAUUCGGUGUGCAGAGUUUAGUCCCUCGGACACGCCAAAACCUACGAUUGUGGAUUCAAAUCCCGGGUUGCCCUGAUUAUGUUUCUAGGUUUGUCAGCACCAUAGGUUUCACCGAAGUGGUAAACAUCUGAGACCUGUGCCACUUCAGGCUUUCCUCCCUCAAUAAGCUGACAUGCCAUGAUAUAACUGGAAUACUGUUAAAAGCGGCGUUAAAACCAACUCACUCACUCACUCAUAAGCCAAUGUUAAAGCAUGGGAGAUACAAUCACCUUAGCGUAAAGAUCGCUUCCUGGAAGCGGGCCCUGACCAACUUUAUGUCCUAGUGUAGACUUUGUACGUCAAUAAUCCCUGGUGAAAUCCUUUUGUCAAAAGCUGUAGUGAGCGACUUCCACAUCAGUGCAGUCAAUCACAAGGUCACAUAAAAUUUUCUGUGAAGGGGGGUGGUGAUUGGAGGGGAAAGGGGGUGGGGGUACAAAAUGAAACAUGAUGCAGCGAAACGAGGGGUAUGAAAAAGUUAUAUAGAUCAGUCUCUCUUUCCUCCUCCACCUCUUCCUCCUUUACCUUCUUCUCCUUGUGUUUACUAGUGUCGGAAAGUUUGAAAUAUGUCCCACCUGUUGUGAACUAAAAUUGGGAGGAUCUGGUGAUCGGGUGUUUGCCUUGGCUCAGUGUCUUUGUGCCUCAUGGCGUAAUUUGUUGCUCACCAUUUCAGUCACUGGUUGACCUGGGCUCAUUUGCACAAACCCAUCUCAGCCAUCUUAGCGUUACAACAGUCAUAAGUCACUGUUAAAGUAUGGGAGUUACAAUCGUCUUAGCGCUAAGAUACCUUUAGUGCAAGUGGUCGCUGGAACCCAUUUCACAAAGCGAUCCACAAAUCAUAGCGCUAAGACAGUCACCUCAGCUAUGAUUGCUUUGUGAAAUGGGGCCCUUGCCUAGACUAGAUAACUUACAUGCCACUGUGAUAGUGCUGGGGUUCAUUUAGAAGAUUAUUCUCUUGAGAUUAACGAACACAUAAUAGUGACCUCAUUUCACCAUCUAGAUAUGUGCUAAACUUCGAAACAAUUUGAUUAGACUACAGGUGAAAUGGAACUUCAAUUGUCAAGGUAUCAAGUUACCAUGAUUACAGGAUAAUGGUUACAUUAUGUCGUCAGGGGGUGUACAGUUGAACCCUUUGUCUCCAACUCCUGGGGACCAGAGAAAUAGUAUAACUUGUCCAGGGUUUGACACAUCACACUCGACCAGAUUGACGUCAGAGUAACAUUUAACUUAUUUGUAAUUCUUUGUACUAUAAAUUGACUAAGAGACAACCAGGAAUUUGACACCUCCCUGUUUCUCACUUCUAGGUUAGGGCGGUUGGGUAGCCUAGUGGUUGGAGCGUUCGCUCCUCACCCCGAAUACCUGGGUUCGAUGGGAUACAUGGGUACAAUGUGUGAAGCCCAUUUCUGGUGUCCCCUGCCGUGAUAUUGCUGGAAUAUUGCUAAAAGCGGCGUUAAACCAUACUCACUCACUCACUUCCAGGUUAAUUUUGUGAUAAAUAUAGUAAGAGUUUGCCAGGACCCGGAUGUGAGUUUGACACAACCAUGAAUUUGGCACACCCGACCGAGUUCAAGACAUGGUUUGACUGUAUUUGCUAAGCUAUCCAGUUGCCAUGGUUGCUGGAUAAUUAUUAUGUUAUCCCCUGGGUAUAUAUAUACUUAACUGUAUAUUGCAUUGUAAAUAGCAUCUUUAAGAUAAAUCUGAGCUUUAAGUGAAGCUGUAAAUGCUCGAUGGGUUCUGCAAUAUGUAGCAUAGUGUACUAUAAGUCAAGUGCAUUUGUUGUGUGUAGAUAUCAAUAAAUAAACAAGUGCACAGGUG
Haliotis rufescens (red abalone) is the source of this 9851-nucleotide messenger RNA. Its product is annotated as DENN domain-containing protein 1B-like. The record is from RefSeq and is a predicted model, not a curated record. Gene Ontology annotation, biological process: endocytic recycling; endocytosis. The transcript has 22 exons. The coding region runs from base 307 to 3084 and encodes 925 amino acids. Gene Ontology annotation, cellular component: intracellular membrane-bounded organelle; cytosol. NCBI's taxonomy places the organism in Eukaryota, Metazoa, Mollusca, Gastropoda, Lepetellida, Haliotidae. Gene Ontology annotation, molecular function: phosphatidylinositol phosphate binding; guanyl-nucleotide exchange factor activity.